AUGGAAGGCCAGGGCGAAAAUGACGAGCUUUAUCCCAUUGCGGUCUUGAUCGAUGAACUGAAGUUGACGCUUAAAACUGACAACGCCCGAUGUCUGGUGCAGCAUGACGAUGUGAUCCUUCGUCUAAACGCUAUUCAUCGACUGUCGACAAUUGCUCUCGCUUUGGGACCGGAGAGAACGCGAGACGAGCUGGUACCGUUCCUUGACGACUCGGUUGAAGAUGAAGACGAAGUCUUGACGGCUUUGAGCGAAGAGCUGGGUAACUUUGUGGAAUACGUUGGCGGACCAGAAUAUGCACACGUUCUCCUCUCUCCCCUUGAGAAUUUGGCUGCCAUAGAGGAGCCAUUGGUGCGGGAAAAAGCUGUAGAAUCGCUCAACAAAAUCUGUGAACAACUCUCCCCAAGACAGAUCGAAGACAAUUUUAUACCCUUGACAGUCCGUCUCUCAAAGGCAGAUUGGUUCACUUCAAAGAUAUCCGCGGCUGGUCUCUACUGUACCCCAUAUAGAACUGCAUCUCCAGCCUUGCAGCAGGGACUACGACAGCAGUUCGGACAGCUAGUCCACGAUGAUACCCCCAUGGUCAGACGGCAGGCCGCCAACAACCUAGCAAAGUUUGUCAAGGAGAUGGAUUCGCAGGUUAUCAUAAUGGAGAUGGUUCCUUUAUUCCAAAACCUCGCAAACGACGACCAGGACAGCGUUCGCCUCUUAACCGUUGAGAUCCUGAUCUCCAUCGCGGAAGAAAUUCCCAAGGAGCAACAGUCCAGCCACGGCGUCCUUCUCACUGCUCUACGAAACCUGUUCGAAGACAAGAGCUGGAGAGUAAGAUAUAUGGUUGCAGACAAAUUUGAAAAGAUCGCCAAAGCCGUCGAUAAAGAAGUUGUCAACCGCGACUUGGUCCCUGCCUUUGUCAAACUUCUCAAGGAUACCGAAGCAGAGGUCCGCACGGCCAUUGCUGGGCAAAUUCCAGGUUUCUGUCGCCUUCUUGACAGGGAAACUCUAUUAAAUGAGAUUAUGACAAGCAUUGAAGACCUUGUGUCGGAUCCGUCCCAGCAUGUAAGAGCUGCUUUAGGCAUGCAGAUCAGUGGACUAGCUCCCAUCCUAGGAAAAGAAGAGACCAUUUCACACCUACUCCCCAUGUUCUUACAAAUGCUGAAAGAUGAGUUCCCCGAUGUCCGAUUGCACAUCAUCUCGAAACUUGAGCUGGUGAAUACAGUUAUUGGAAUUGAGCUACUGUCUCAGUCUCUACUCCCUGCAAUUGUACAACUUGCAGAAGACAAACAAUGGCGUGUUCGUCUCGCAAUUAUCGAGUACAUUCCACUUCUUGCUAGUCAACUAGGGGUCAAAUUCUUUGAUGAGCAACUCAACAGCCUAUGUUUAGGCUGGCUAGGAGAUGCAGUCUUCUCAAUCCGAGAAGCCGCCACACAGAAUCUGAAGAAAUUAACAGAGGUCUUUGGAGUUGACUGGGCAAAUGGCUCCAUAAUCCCUAAGGUCACUGCUAUGGGACAGCACCCCAACUACCUGUACAGAAUGACAACCUGCUUUGCCAUCACUACACUUGCUCCCGUCAUCAAUCUGAAAAUGAUUGAAACUUCCAUCCUCCCAAUUUUGGAUAGGCUCGUGACGGACGACAUUCCUAACAUCAGGUUCAAUGUUGCAAAAUCAUAUUCCAUCAUAAUAGACACACUCCGAAAACUUCCUGAAGAAGGUACUCUCACUGAGGCCGAUAAGUCCGAACAGCCUGUCACUCCUUCGCCCCGCGGCCAAGCUAUUAUCCAGCAACAAAUCCUUCCAAAUCUCGAAAAGCUACAGCAAGAUGAUGACGUUGAUGUGCGAUAUUUCGCAACUACUGCUGCUGGAAGCUACGGUGAAGUAAUGCAAACAUCUCCUUAA
Messenger RNA from Microsporum canis CBS 113480, 1890 nucleotides. RefSeq names its product protein phosphatase PP2A regulatory subunit A. Gene Ontology annotation, cellular component: cytoplasm; protein phosphatase type 2A complex. NCBI's taxonomy places the organism in Eukaryota, Fungi, Ascomycota, Eurotiomycetes, Onygenales, Arthrodermataceae. The transcript is spliced from 9 exons. Gene Ontology annotation, molecular function: protein phosphatase regulator activity. Gene Ontology annotation, biological process: protein dephosphorylation. The record is from RefSeq and is a predicted model, not a curated record. Bases 1 to 1890 code for a protein of 629 amino acids.